GGAUCAUAAAUCUGGUAACCAAUGCAUUUUCUGAAUUUGCUCAGGUUCCUAUCAAAAGCGCUCGAAAUACGUAGAUGUUACUGCUGGAUUUUCUACAGCAGCGCCACGAACGUGGAAAUGAGGAAGCUUUUUUUAAAAAAAAAUUGGGAAGAUAUGAACCUUCCUUAGCACCUCGUGGUUACUAUGGCAACAAGAUUGAAGCUUGCGGAACACUAAAGAGUGUAUAUCCAAAGCACACGAGUUUACUUUUCAGAAUAACAAUGUAAUUCUUCUGAAGUGUUACGAAAUGGCAGAGCUGCUAGAUCAUUCUCUUCAAGGAAGAUUAAGACAUUGGCAGCGAAUGUGUCGUACAUUUGUGAAAAAAGUUUCAUUGCAAAUAUAUUCCCGUACGGAAAAUGACAUUGGGAAAUGCGAAGUUGUUAGAAUCCACUGUGACACAUGACAACUAUAGUUAUUACUUAUUUUUACUUAUCUCAACUUUGUUGUUACUAGAUUUACUUAUCUGAACUUUUAUUUUAAAGUAAUAAUUAGUAAUGAGGUAAUUAACUUGAAUAUUGCUGUUUUUCUUCUUAUUUGUUUACAUAUAGAGUGAUUUAUCGAGUAUUGAAUUGUAUGUUUUGUUAAUCAUUUUUUUUAUUAUAUUAAUGUUAAAAAAGUAUAUUGAAUAUAUUGGAUUUUCAUGUGUUAAUACACACCAAGGACUGGUCUAUAUAUUGAAAUAAGGGGUGGAGAUUUGGAGUGACUUAUAUUAUCUUUAUGUUGAAUGCGUCUUUGUUUGAAUGAAGAAUUUCAAUGGCAUCACAUACAAAAGUAGACUGUUCCUCAUAUCAGAUUGUUAAAAGUGAAUCAUCAAAGCUUCAACAUGUCUCUUCAGCCCUGCCUUUGAAAAAUAUUUCUAAAACACGUAGUGCACAACUGUGUGAUGCCCUCCGACUAAAAGUUCAACAAAGUUUUCUUGAAAAAACACAAAAGAUUUUGAUAUGUACUUUAAAGAAUUUAGAACCACAUCACAUAAAGGAUUUAAAUGAUUAUAAUGAAGAAUCAAUUAAAAAAAGAUUGCAAGAAAGUGAAAAGUUGCAGAAGGAGGUCAUUGCAGUUGUUCAAUUGUUGAAAAACAUAAAGAAUGAUGUUACUAUUGAAAAACUGAAGGAAAUAAAUAUAGCUCAGUUUGAGGCAAGUCUGAUGGAUUUGGAUAACAAAAUGUCAAUGUUAAAGGAUAUGUGUGGGAAACAAAUCACCUUUCUGCGCCACCAAGAACAGGAACUACAGGUUCAUGUGACAUCAGUAUCAAAUAAAAUUGAUGAAUGGUCUAAACCAAUUAAAGUAGAUGCGGUGCUUCCAAGUGUCCAUCAGACUGCUGUUUUGUUCAAUUCAGGAAGUAAUUAUAAUGAGAAUAUUAGUUCAUUUCAAAAGUUUCUUCAAAUUCAUGGUGGUCAUACCGGUGGCUGGGAUGAAGGUGACCAUAUAACUUUCAUUCGUUUGCUAAGAAAAUAUCCAAAUAAACAAAUGCUUUACACACAUUUGCAAGAAGAAUUUCCAGAUAAACAACUGGAGGAACUUAAAGAACACUGUCAAUGGUUUGCUGAGUAUGAAGAUCUUAAAGUAAAGCAAAAGCAAGCAAUUACUGAUUGGCGUGCCUCUAAAAAUUAUUCUUUACGUAAAACAAUGAGCUGUUCUGCACCAUUGCCAGUUCAUACCAUAGCCAAAGAAGAAAAGAAACUUGAUUUUUGUACUAGUGAGUACAGAGAGCAGCAAAAGCAACAACUAGAACAAUGGAAGAACAUGAAAGAACUUGAGGCAGAAAUGAAAGUUCUCAAGAAAAAAGAAGAACAGCAGAAACAAUUAAUUGAAGAGGAAACAAGAAAACUUCGACAUGCCAUACAAAAGGCUGAAGUAGAGAAGUAUAAAAAGAAAAAGUUGAAGGAAGAGCUUGCUGUGGCUUUAGAGAAACAAGCUUUAGAAAAUGCUCAGGCAGAAGAACGUGCAUAUAAUGCCAACAAGUCAUUGAAAGUUUUCAGGCAGAGAGAUUUGGAAGUUCUUACGCGACAAAAAGAAAUGAAAGAUAAACUUCAGCAAGAAAGAACGAAAAAGCAGAAAGCUCUGGAAGCCCUGCGGGAGACGGUGCGCAUUGAAGCGGCUCGAGACCCUCACAGGUUGCUGCGGCCGACUGGCGCUUGGAGGGAGCGUACCAAAGUUACAAGGAGUGCAGAUGCGGGUACUCGAUUAGCGGUGCCUCUCAAUGUUCAGCAAAUGCCUCAUUUGUAA
Molecule: messenger RNA, 2265 nt
Organism: Gryllus bimaculatus (two-spotted cricket)
Lineage: Eukaryota; Metazoa; Arthropoda; Insecta; Orthoptera; Gryllidae
Source: the annotation of a GenBank genome assembly